AUGUCUACCGACGAUACCUCGACCACCCCUGGCUCUCCCUCGUAUCUAUUGUCGCCGUCUUCGUCCACAAGCUACUUCGACCUCCCUUCGUUCCCACCAACCAGACGAAUCUCCCAGAUCGGCUGGGGUGAACCUGACAGCCCCGACCGUAGCUUCGCGUCCCCACGCUUCGCCGGUGGUGAAUGUGUUGCGACCAUGGCUGAACGUAAGCGCGCAAUACGCGAGAGACUACAAGCUGAAUUCUACACCCGGCCAAACGAGUCUCAAGCUUCGUCCCAAGAGUGUCUUACAAAGAUUACCACGAGCGAAAGCCCCGAACAGCACCACGGUGAAGAAGUCACUGAGCAAUCGCGUCGCCGCAAGCGCAAGGGCAGCUUUAUUAAACUUGUGAAGAAACUCGUUACUGCUGGCACGUCGCCUAGACAUUCUUCCAUAUCCAUUCACUUACAAUCAACAGCGGCCACAAGCACCCGCGAGCCACUCCUCUGA
Messenger RNA from Pseudovirgaria hyperparasitica, 489 nucleotides. RefSeq lists its product as uncharacterized. NCBI's taxonomy places the organism in Eukaryota, Fungi, Ascomycota, Dothideomycetes, Acrospermales, Acrospermaceae. The coding region runs from base 1 to 489 and encodes 162 amino acids. The record is from RefSeq and is a predicted model, not a curated record. The transcript has 2 exons.